CUUCCUGCUGACGGAAGCUGUCCGAUCUGGGAGGCUAUUGUGGCAUGCAAGAUGGUAAUAGGUUUGGUAUGUCAAGUGGGCUAUAGAAGAAUAUCAGCUCUAUGUUAUCGGAUUUAUUCAACUUAUGUCAGGAAAAUGAGAUACAUGUUCAAGCUGAAAGAAGAUGAUGAUGCUUGUCGGCAGGCCUAUAACUCUGGAACUUUCUUCCUGUUUUACAACUUGUCUCCCUUUGUGCAGCAAAAAGGAAAAGCGUUAUUAGCCCCCAAGAUAAAGACAGCAGAAAUUAAAAGACUUCUGCAAAAGUUUCAGCAGAAGGAGGAGAUAAUAGAGAAGUCCAUGCUGGUUGGCUGUUCGGAAGAAUGCACUCCAUAUUUUGCUCUUGAUCUAGGAUCCUUGUCAAAAUCUGCUGUUGAAUCUGAACUUGAUGGAUCCUUUGCAGAAUUACAGAAAGCUUUCUUCCAAUUAGAGGAGGAAGAUGCAUCUUUGAUUUCCAGGUCUCAGGCACUCCUUCGGUGGCAUGAUAAUAACCAAUAUUGUGGCAAAACUGGAGAGCCCACAGUGAAGAACUUGGCUGGGAGCAAACGAAUCUGUCAUAAAAAUGGAAUCAUCUAUUAUCCACAGAUGUCUCCAGUGAUUAUUACACUGGUAUCUGAUGGGAGUCGAUGUCUUCUCAUACGGCAAACGUCAUUUCCUAAAGGGAUGUACAGUGCUUUGGCCGGCUUCUGUGAUAUGGGUGAGAGUUUAGAAGAGACAGUCCAACGGGAGGUUGCUGAAGAAGUAGGCUUAGAGGUGAAAUCUCUCUGGUAUUCUGCAUCUCAGCACUGGCCAUUCCCAAACAGCAUGCUCAUGAUAGCUUGUCAUGCAUUAGUGCAUCCCCUACAGAACAAAUGUACAAUCAAUACUCAGGAACUUGAAUCUGCCAGGUGGUUCAGCCAUGAGGAAGUGGUGAAGGCACUUGAACGGGAACCAAGGCCUUCCAAAGAAAAGGAUGACAAUACCUCUUUUUGGGUGCCACCUAAACAAGCUAUAGCUCGACGGUUGAUCCAGGAAUGGGUGAAGAAGCAAACUUCUCAAUCUCCUUAGAUAAAACAAUUCACCCAUUUAUUAUUCUAUGUUAAAAAAAUCUGCAGGAGGCUGACGGUAACUUUAUAUCCAAUGUCUUUUUUGCAGUGGCCCUCCAUAUUCUGCAGAGCAUUUACUGGUAAACUAUACUAGAUCUCUUACCAGGUUGUCUUGAGAUUUCAUUGCUAUAGGCUAUAGAAAUCACUGAGUGGGUUUGGAAUGAGGAAUGUUGGUAUCCCCACAUGGUAGUAAUAUGUAGCAAAAACAGACUAAGCUCCUAUUGCUCCCUGGAGGCUAAUAUGAAAUAGCAGUAUUCCUGGGAUUUCUUAAUAAAGCUAUUUAUAUCAGAGUGGGCAAAUCUGUGCCUUGAAUUGUUUACUUGUGGUUCCUGGAACUUCCCUGGCUGUGCCACCAAUUUGGGGCAGUGGGGAUGGUGUCAUAAUUACUUGACUACCAGGAAGCUGUGUAUGACCAGUUUUGUCCUUACUGGGAUUCAUCAGGUACACAGAGCCAUUAUAGUUAGUAUAAAUCUUACAUUGGUUGACACUCCUCUACUGGGAAUUUAACUCAUGUGCUUUGUAUGGUACCCCAAGCUCUGUGAGAUGUAAUGGCCUUGGUCUAGGAUGGCAGGAAGGGAGAUACAGUAUAUGGACAGUCUAUGAGUAGUAUACGCCUUCACCUUCCUUAUAUGAGCUCUCAUUCUAGGGAGAGAGAGAUGUUGUUGUAUCAUACUCUCAUACUGGAGGUUUCAUAACUCUAGCAUUCAGGUGGGGGUGGAAUAGAUUCAUGUGUUUACAAGGUAGUAUUCUCUUCCAUUUGGAGGCAGCAAAUACAUGGAAAUAGUGCUUUAAGCCCUAAUACUUUAAAACCCAACUGCCACUGAAAAAUCUGAGGGGAAUAAAAAAAGGCAGCCCUACCCACGCACCUGAUGAGGAUGAUAUGUUGCCUCAUCUGCUGUGGUCCUCAUCUCUGUCCCCUUUCACCCAUCUUAAAUGUGACCUUCAGCCAGCAAAAGAUACAUAAUGGAAGACUUCCAUAUAUAUCUGCAAUAUUAGUUUUGUGAUUUAAAGUGUCAUAAAGGCAUGGAUUUGUGCAUUUGUCAAUUUUAAGAGAUGCCUUCUCUCUGUGAAAAUAACUCUGCGAUUGUUUGCUGUACAUAUGUGUCCUCCCACCCAAAGUUCUGCUUUCUCAAUUUUCCAGUGGGAAUUCAU
Messenger RNA from Python bivittatus (Burmese python), 2273 nucleotides. NCBI's taxonomy places the organism in Eukaryota, Metazoa, Chordata, Lepidosauria, Squamata, Pythonidae. The record is from RefSeq and is a predicted model, not a curated record.